Messenger RNA from Eucalyptus grandis, 786 nucleotides. RefSeq lists its product as uncharacterized. NCBI's taxonomy places the organism in Eukaryota, Viridiplantae, Streptophyta, Magnoliopsida, Myrtales, Myrtaceae. The record is from RefSeq and is a predicted model, not a curated record. The coding region runs from base 1 to 786 and encodes 261 amino acids. The transcript has a single exon.
AUGAGGGAAUUAAUGGGGCAACAGGCCCAGGAUCAAGCUGCCGCCUUCACCGCCGCUGUUGCAGCCGCCUCUCAAGCUGCUGCUAUCGCCGCUAUUGCCACCGCAGCCGCUGCCACACCUGUCGCCGUACUUGCCGUCGCUCCUGCUGAGGUUCCAUCAGGGAACAUGGCCGCAGAGAGACCGAUCCACAAGCUAGUGGAACAGUUCUUUAAGUUGAACUCGCCUAGGUUCACGAGUGCUGGAGAUUCAGAGACCACCUCUCUUUGGAUUCAGGAUAUGGAUAAGUCGUUUGCACUUCUGAAGUGCAAUGAAGAGGAGAAAGUGGUAUUGGUAGUAUACCAACUGCAAGGUAACGCCAACAUUUGGUGGAGAGUCGCCAAAGAGUCAGUGUUUCCGAAAGGUGUGGUUCCCGUGUGGGACGCCUUUCUCAAAGCCUUUAAUGAUCAGUAUUUCUUGGGUAGUGCCCGAGAACAGAAAAUGGAGGAGUUUCAGCGUCUCCGCCAAGGGAAUAUGACCGUUGACCAAUAUGGGAUCAAAUUCGCUGAACUUUCUCAGUACGCGCCGAGAUUAAUCAAAAACCUUGAAGAUAAGGCUCGAAGGUUCAAGAAUGGUCUUCAACAAGAGUUGAAACAGCUGUUGGUGCCAUUCAAUUUGAAGGAUUACCAAGAGAUAUAUAAUCAAGCCCAGUUACUGGAGAGGUGUUUGAACGAACAAGCUGCCUCAUUUGGAUCGAGGUUUAAUUCGAAGAGAGAUGUGAUUCAUCAUGGAAAGAAGCCCAUGACUUGA